This is a messenger RNA of Glarea lozoyensis ATCC 20868, 1299 nucleotides long. RefSeq lists its product as uncharacterized. NCBI's taxonomy places the organism in Eukaryota, Fungi, Ascomycota, Leotiomycetes, Helotiales, Helotiaceae. Bases 1 to 1299 code for a protein of 432 amino acids. The record is from RefSeq and is a predicted model, not a curated record. The transcript has 2 exons.
AUGGUGUCGUCGCUUCCGCUCUCAAGGUUACAACCCUUAACAGGGCCAACAAAGAGACACGGAAGUUCCCAACACAACCCUUACGUAGACCCUCUUCCGGUUCCUCCAAACCCUACCUUCCUGCCAUUCAAGAUUCAGCAUAUAUUCUAUAAUACUAUACAACGACUUCUGGAGGAGGCUUGUUUCUAUUUCGCAGAACGCCAUUGUCCAGAUCUACUUCGCGCUCAAGGAUGGGACACUCCUGAAGCUGGAGAGUUCAAUCAAUGGUGGGGCGUGAUCAGAGGGUCGAGGAUUCCAGCACAUUUUGUGAAAGUAAGCCCUGGUCUGAAUAUGAAUGCGCUGUUUACUCGGUUACAUACAGUUCGGCAUUCUGCUGUACACAGGCUUCAGACUGAGAUGGAAGGCUUGAAGUAUAUGAUCGAAGAUGCUGUGACGCUUGCCUCCGUACUUCGUGAUGAUCUUAGACGGAACAAGUUGAGGUCAAUCGAGCUGGAGCUGCAUGGAGGUGAUUUGGAUAAGCUACAGAAUAUUAUCGAAAAGCCUUUGAACGAAUUCGCGGAUUUCAAGUUCCCAGGACGCUCACUUGCACCGAGAUAUGUGCAGACAAUUGAGGUGUCGCAAAGGUCAUACCGAUCUAGAAGCAACGAAAGGACUACGCAAAUAAGGCGAAGAAGCCAAUCUCCUCGCGCUUGUCGCAGCAAAGAUACGCAGCCUUCUGUCACGAGGAAACCGAAGAGAGUAUCAAAGUCGCUUCCAGCAGGAUCUUUCACGAUUGACCUGACAGCACUUUCGGACGAGGAAGAUCAAGAGAAGACUAAUAGCAGCAGUAAAGACCAGAUAAUUGACUUGACGAGCGACACCGAGGAUGAACGGCCGAAGAAUACAACAGUGCGGAAGCUCCUCACACGCGCAACCCUCCCAGCUCAGACAAGCUCGACGACGUUGCCACCUCAACUGCCUGUAAAACGAGACGAUCGUGAAAUUCUGUCCGUUACAGACCAGAAUAUACCACCAGCACCAACAACAACCCAGAAAAAUCCUUUCGCGGGCGUUCUUGAGCAAGGUCUAAAACAAGCCAUCGAAGAUCGCGAACUGCUGUCCGUCACAGAUCAAAAUGUACCACCGGUACCUUUCGUACCAUCAACCGAGAAACGUCCUUUCGCAAGCCUCAUCGAGCAAGGUCUAAAGCAAGCCAUUGAAGACCAGAAAACUAUUGAUACUCUUCACGAAAACUCGUCCUCAGGUUCAGACGUACAUCAAGCACUUUCAUUUGGCCAUGACUUUAUAAACCUGAAUUAA